AUGUCCCGACCGAAGCGUUACGAGCUGAGCCCUGAACACUGGGACCGGAUCAAGGAUUUGCUGCCCGGCAAGCCGGGCGAGCCGGGACGGUCGGCCUCGGACAAUCGGACCUUUGUGAACGGGGUGCUCUGGGUCUUGCGAUCCGGGGCGCACUGGCAUGACCUGCCCGAACGUUACGGCGAGUGGAAGACGGUGCACAAGCGCUUCACUCGCUGGGCCAGGGCGGGCGUGUGGGAGCGCGUGGUCGCGCAUUUGAUCCGCGAUCCCGGCAACGAUUAUGUGAGCCUUGAUUCCAGCCUUGUGAGGGCACACCAGCAGGCGGCCACCGGCGGACUGACCACCAAGAUUCGCAUGGCGGUCGACGCCCUGGGCCGGCCGCUCAAGCUGGUCCUGACGCCCGGCCAGCGCGGCGACGCGCCGCUCGCCCCGGUGCUUCUCAACGGCCUGUCGCCGCGCCGCGUGCUGGCCGACAAGGCCGACGACUCCAACGCCAUCAGGGCACUGGUCGCAGACCUCGGCGCCGCGGCGGUGAUCCCCUGCAAUCCGACCCGAAAGCGGCUCAUCGCCGACGACGCCGAAGCCUACAAGAUGAGAAACACCGUCGAGCGAUGCUUCAACAGACUCAAGCACUUCCGCCGUAUCGCCACGCGCUUCGACCGGCGCGUCAUCCACUUCCUCAGCUUCCUGCAAAUCGCCGCCGCCAGGCUCUGGACGCGCUGA
Messenger RNA from Symbiodinium necroappetens, 720 nucleotides. The record is from the annotation of a GenBank genome assembly. NCBI's taxonomy places the organism in Eukaryota, Dinophyceae, Suessiales, Symbiodiniaceae.